Messenger RNA from Penicilliopsis zonata CBS 506.65, 648 nucleotides. RefSeq lists its product as hypothetical. NCBI's taxonomy places the organism in Eukaryota, Fungi, Ascomycota, Eurotiomycetes, Eurotiales, Aspergillaceae. Bases 1 to 648 code for a protein of 215 amino acids. The record is from RefSeq and is a predicted model, not a curated record. The transcript has a single exon.
AUGAAAGUCCAAGUGAUCAAUAAGGACACUGUCGACGCAGCACUCGAUAUUCUCAAGAAUUGCAAUACUAAGCGAGUCUGUAUCCUCAAUUUCGCCAAUGAAACCAAUCCAGGCUCAGCCUGGCGUUCCGGUGUUAUAGCUCAAGAAGAAGAUAUCUGCCGUCGAACCAGCCUUCAUUUGACUCUGAAUAAAAAGUUCUAUCCGCUACGUUACGAGGAUGCGAUAUAUUCGACUGAAGUCCUAGUGAUCCGAGAGAACUUUGCUUCGCAACAUAAAUUGUUCGACGUUACAAGACCGGAAACCCUGCCCUCUAUUAGCGUCAUCAGCAUGGCUGCGAUAUAUGCCCCAAAAACCGACAGUGGAAGAACCAAGUAUCUGGACCCUGUUGAAAGAGACCAAAUGAAGAGUCAGAUUCGUUUGACUCUUUCUAUUGCAGCAGUAAACAGUCAUCGAUAUUUGGUGGUAGGUGCAUUCGGGUGCGGCCAUUACAAGCACCCCCUCCAAGACUCUGCCCAGUGCUGGAAAGAAGUCUUGCAGGAACCGGAAUUCAGUUGUCGAUGGGAAGGGAUAUACUUUGCUAUCACGGGCGGACGGAAUAAGAAUGGUAUAAGUAUUUAUCAGGAGGCUUUAGAUGGGCUUACAGUUUGA